AUGAUCUUAGAGAAGACAGUGGAUAGGUCUAGAAAAGAUUGGUCUACGAAACUAGAUGAUGCUCUAUGGGCCUACCGCACCGCAUUCAAGACUCCCAUUGGAACCACACCUUACAAGCUUGUAUAUGGGAAAUCAUGUCAUUUGCCGGUAGAACUUGAGCAUCGUGCUCAUUGGGCUAUUAAAACCUUGAACUUUGACCUUCAAGGUGCCAGUGAAAAUAGGUUGCUUGACCUCCAUGCCUUGGAAGAGCUAAGAUUGGAUGCAUAUGAGAGUGCACGGAUCUACAAGGAAAAAACCAAGGCUUGGCAUGACAAGUGUAUCAACAAAAGAGAGUUUAAGGAAGGUGACAAAGUCUUGUUAUUUAAUUCCUGGUUGAAGUUGUUUCCGGGUAAGCUAAAAUCCAGAUGGAGUGGGCGUUUAACCGUCAAAAGGGUGUUUCCAUAUGGUGCAAUCGAAAUCUCCAAUGAAAAUGGUGAACCAUUCAAAGUGAAUGGCCAAAGACUAAAGCCAUACUUUGAUGAUUUUGUGCAUAAAGAGGACAAAUUUGUUCACCUUGACGAAUUUGAUAUUCCUCAUUCACGUUGA
Chenopodium quinoa (quinoa) is the source of this 585-nucleotide messenger RNA. RefSeq lists its product as uncharacterized. The record is from RefSeq and is a predicted model, not a curated record. The transcript has a single exon. NCBI's taxonomy places the organism in Eukaryota, Viridiplantae, Streptophyta, Magnoliopsida, Caryophyllales, Amaranthaceae. The coding region runs from base 1 to 585 and encodes 194 amino acids. Gene Ontology annotation, molecular function: nucleic acid binding.